AAUGCUACGAAAAGACAGUUCUUACAGAGAAAUAUCCUUAACAGACUCAAUAGAGCAGAAAUCAUUUUUAAACUUAGCCAGAAAACCAUCUAAUGCUGAUUUGAAAGGAAAAACACCCUUAGGUGCCAAAAGCAAAGAUAAUAAGGAGAAUUCCUCUGCAAGAAUUCAUUCUGAUACACCUCCAUAAGACUUUUUUUUUAAAAGAGAAGUCAUAAAAUCAGAGAAAUAAUUACCCAAUGAGAAAAUAGCUAUCUAUAAUGAUGCAUCAAGAUUUUAAUCAUCAAAAACAUAUAUGGAAUGUAGGAUGGAAUAAUUAGAAUAGCGUAAGAAAACCUAAAGUCCAUAGUUGUUAUCCAUGACUCCUGUUUAGAAUAAAUAAAUCAUUCAAGAAAGUUACAAUCAUCUUCAAUAACCAUAAUAAUAAUCAGUUUAAAGUUCAAUCAACUUAACUAGAAAGGCCUCUGUUGUUCCUUCACGAUGUUUAUCUACCUUGUCUUCCCCAACUCCAAAAGAAGGAGAUUUUAAUAUCUAUAAAUAACAGAGCAGUAUACCAGCAUCAUAUUUAGAUGCAGUUGUUACUCAAAGAAAUAAUAAAAAUUGUAAUGCCUCAGAACAAUAGUAAUAAUAGUAAUACUAAUAAUAAUAAUAAUAACAAUAAUACUAAUAAUAAUAAUAAUAAUAAUAAUAAUAAUAAUAAUAAUAAUAAUAAUAAUAAUAAUAAUAAUAAUAAUAAUAAUAAUAAUAAUAAUAAUAAUAAUAAUAAUAAUAAUAAUAAUAAUAAUAAUAAUAAUAAUAAUAAUAAUAAUAAUAAUAAUAAUAAUAAUAAUAAUAAUAAUAAUAAUAAUAAUAAUAAUAAUAAUAAUAAUAAUAAUAAUAAUAAUAAUAAUAAUAAUAAUAAUAAUAAUAAUAAUAAUAAUAAUAAUAAUAAUAAUAAUAAUAAUAAUAAUAAUAAUAAUAAUAAUAAUAAUAAUAAUAAUAAUAAUAAUAAUAAUAAUAAUAAUAAUAAUAAUAAUAAUAAUAAUAAUAAUAAUAAUAAUAAUAAUAAUAAUAAUAAUAAUAAUAAUAAUAAUAAUAAUAAUAAUAAUAAUAAUAAUAAUAAUAAUAAUAAUAAUAAUAAUAAUAAUAAUAAUAAUAAUAAUAAUAAUAAUAAUAAUAAUAAUAAUAAUAAUAAUAAUAAUAAUAAUAAUAAUAAUAAUAAUAAUAAUAAUAAUAAUAAUAAUAAUAAUAAUAAUAAUAAUAAUAAUAAUAAUAAUAAUAAUAAUAAUAAUAAUAAUAAUAAUAAUAACAAUAAUAAUAACAAUAAUAAUAACAAGAAUAUAAAAAUCCAUCUCUCAAAUUAUAUUACAUUACUUCAUUGAUUAAAGCCUUUAAAAUGAAAGGCCCAAAUUCAGCAAAAGAACAUCUCAUUCACAAUAUGCAGGUAAAAUUAAAUCAAAAUAAUUUAAGGGAAUCAUAAUUGCUAAGAAACUUAAAGUACCCCCAGUUAAAAAGGCUAUAACUUUGCCAGCAACUGACAAAAAAACUCUUUUGUUUGAUCUUGACGAGACUUUAGUUCAUUGUAACUCAAAUAGUUUUAUACCUGGAGAUGUUUUACUCAAUAUCAAUCAUGAAGGAGAGAAAAUGGAAGUAAAUAAUACUACUAUAUAAAUUAGGCUUCAUUAAAUAUUAGACCUUAUACAUCUCAUUUAUUAUAAUCAUUAAGUAGAAAUUUCGAAUUGAUUGUGUUUACUGCUUCUCAAUCACAUUAUGCUAAUGCAGUGAUUGAUUAUUUGGAUCCAUAGAAAAAAUGGAUAAGUCAUAGAUUUUAUAGAGAACAUUGUAUACCUACAGAUGAUGGACAUUUUAUUAAAGAUCUUCGUAUUUUUACAACAAGAAAACUAAGUGAUAUGUUGUUAAUUGAUAAUGCACCUCAUUCAUAUCUAUAUUAGAUAUAAAAUGGUGUACCAAUAAUUCCUUAUAUAGAUAAUAAAUCAGAUGAAGUAAUUAAUGUGUAAUAUUUUAGGAAUUGAAAUCUUUAUUGU
This is a messenger RNA of Paramecium pentaurelia, 2021 nucleotides long. The record is from the annotation of a GenBank genome assembly. Lineage: Eukaryota; Ciliophora; Oligohymenophorea; Peniculida; Parameciidae.